UACAACUCUACCAUUGAGAAAGCCUUAUUCAGGAAAUCCAGAGGUUCUUGAUAAGAAGGAAUUUGGUGAGACUUUGCAGCGUUCGGUUUACAAUGAAAGUUUAACAAAUUCUGCUGCGGAGCUUGGACUACUCGAUGAGGCAUUGGAGGGCAACAUGUUCUUCCAAUUACCGUUGAACUGGCAUAUGUUAAAGAAGCCAGAAGGGAGUGAGACAACUAACAACCCGAGGGCUCUAUCAAAGGCUAGGCUUUGUAAGCUUGAUGAGUUGGGCGAGGGGUUUCUUGGCAAAAUGAUAGUGUACAAGACUGGAGCUGUCAAGAUGAGGCUCGGCGAAAGUCUUUAUGAUGUUUCUCCUGGUAUGGACUGUGUUUUUGCUCAGGGUGUUGUUGCAGUUAACACAGAAGAGAAGGCUUGCUGCGAUCUCGCUGAGCUUGAUAAGCGCGCAGUUCUAACUCUGGAUAUUGACUCUGUCUUCGCAAGUAUUCCUGAUUCAUGAUAUCUUUUUCUUCAAUUACAAAUUUUUUCUGGUCAUAUAUUUUCCAGGAACAUUUUUUUGUAAGGUUAGCACAAGAUUUAUUUGCCCAUUGCAACUCGGAUAGUUCAUUUUUUUGGAGGGUGACUCUAGGGUGCCCUCAAAGUGGAUACUAAGUUUUGGCAAUUGUGUGUGGUUUUAUUCUCAGAUCUGUAAGAAAUAAAUACAGAUAGUUGUCAUAGUUUGUGUGCCUUUUAGGUGAUUACAAUGGAAGCAAGUGUAUAUGUUAGUUAAGAUGGUCACCU
Cuscuta campestris is the source of this 777-nucleotide messenger RNA. The record is from the annotation of a GenBank genome assembly. Lineage: Eukaryota; Viridiplantae; Streptophyta; Magnoliopsida; Solanales; Convolvulaceae.